UUUUUUUUUUUUUAACCCUCCUUGAAAGUCACUCACUCUAUUCUCUCUCUCUAUCUCUCUCUCUCUCUAUCUCUCUUUCUAGUUGGUUCCUUAUUUUCCUUUUGUUCUUAACUUAUUAUUAUUAUUUAUAAUCAAUGCAAACCAUCAAGUGUGUAGUUGUUGGUGACGGUGCUACUUGUCUUUUGAUUUCGUAUACUACUAACAAAUUUCCUUCCGAAUAUGUGCCCACGGUUUUUGAUAACUACGCUGUGACAGUUAUGAUUGGUGAUGAACCAUAUACUUUAGGACUCUUUGAUACUGCUGGUCAAGAGGAUUAUGAUCGUCUUCGUCCUUUAUCUUAUCCUCAAACUGAUGUCUUUCUCGUCUGUUUUUCAGUGACAUCGCCUGCAUCAUUUGAAAACGUGAAAGAAAAAUGGUUCCCCGAAGUCCAUCAUCAUUGUCCUGGUGUACCUUGUCUAAUUGUUGGUACUCAAAUCGAUUUACGUGACGAUCCCAAUGUGAACGAAAAAUUGGCACGACAACGACAACGACCUAUUAGUUUCGAUGCUGGUGAACGCUUGGCAAGAGAAUUGGGUGCUGUCAAAUAUGUAGAAUGUUCGGCCUUAACACAAAAGGGGUUGAAGAAUGUCUUUGAUGAAGCUAUUGUUGCCGCUUUGGAACCUCCUGUCAAGAAGAAAUCCAAAAAGUGUACCAUCUUGUAGUUCUCUCCUUUAUUCUCUCUCUCAUAUAUAUCUUUGUUUGUUGUUGAUGUUUGCUGAAUGGAUAAUGUUUAUCAUUCCCUUUAUUUUCUCUUCUCACUCACAUAUUCACUGUUAUUUCUCCUUUUUUUUUCCCUACUUUUCCAUAUAUACAUAAAAUUAUCUUUUUUUUUUACACCCCUUUAUGCAAUCUUUUUUCACCCUCUCUUCAUCUCUUAUUUAUAGUUUAGAAAAGAAGCUUACCCUCAUUCAAUAAAACACAGAACAAACAUGAACUAGUGCAAGUUACUUUAUCUACUGAUGAUAUGAUAUUGAAUGGUACGUGAUGAUGGAAUGAUUGAAUGGAUGAAAUGUGAUGAUAAUCAAAUGGAUGAAUGCAAUGAAUUGAUGAAGAUAAAUAAAGAUGAUAUGAUA
This is a messenger RNA of Halteromyces radiatus, 1112 nucleotides long. Its product is annotated as cell division control protein 42. Lineage: Eukaryota; Fungi; Mucoromycota; Mucoromycetes; Mucorales; Cunninghamellaceae. Gene Ontology annotation, molecular function: GTPase activity; GTP binding. The transcript is spliced from 6 exons. The record is from RefSeq and is a predicted model, not a curated record. Bases 135 to 701 code for a protein of 188 amino acids. Gene Ontology annotation, biological process: small GTPase-mediated signal transduction.